AGUCUUUUAAAAUUCUCAGAAACCUUUCGAUCUCGCUCGCUCUCUCAGAUCUCUCUUCCUUCCUUGUUGCCUUUUCCCAUGGAUCCCGCGUCUUCCAGAACUCAUCAGCCCAACCGAAUCGUCCCUGGGGAAAGAUCCGUCAUGGCCGAUAAUGUCGUCGACCACCAGCAGGUUCCUCCCGUAGAUGAAAGGAUUGUUACUUCUUCUUCGUCUUCUUCAGAUCCCUACCCUUAUUACAACGUCCUUCAAAACCCUACCAAUCUCUAUCAUCCUUACGAUUGGGAUGUGGCAGCACAUUCCGGUUAUGCACAAGGCUUCAAUAGCUGGGAUGGAUAUCCACAGUACGCUGCUACUACCCCUGAAGGCAUGCAUGUGCCACAGGUUGUCUACGAUGGAAACUCUUCUUUCAUGUACCAACCUGGUUUUACUUACAACCCUUACCCACCGUCCAUGAUGUUGGAAGGGCAAGUCCCCUUCUCCCCAGCGUAUUACCCACAUUUUGGCGCUCAUUCACCUAUGCAUUUCGCUCAGCCGGAACUUGGUGGUGCUGACAAUUCCCGUUAUGACCCGGCAUCUGCUUAUAUGGUUCCUUUUGCGGGGUAUGGUGGCGGUGGCAGUUUAUCUGGUAAUCAAGGGGGUAACGCUUUAGCUUCAUCCUAUCCUCAGACGAUGGGUAUACUUGGGCCUUACGACCAUAAUGCUUCUCAGCUACCGAUGCAUGGGAGUGGGGUUGCUUCAAGUUCGUCUUUGGGAGGAUAUUAUCAUGUAGGAUCGUACCAGACUCCAAAUUCUGUUGCUUCAUAUUAUGGAGCUGAUAAUUCAGUCAGAUCAGCCCCUGACAUAGGUAAACGGCGAGAGUACAGUUCUGUACCCAGCACCAAUGAUCUGUAUGGCAAUCGAGGCCCAAGAGCAUCCAGCAGGGUAGAGACGAAGAACAGCUCCAGACUUUCCUCUUCAUCUGGUAGUCCAGCAAAUGAUUCAAGUACAGCUGGACCAAAUCCCAGUCUGUACAACAAUCCAGAAUUUGUGACGGAUUAUAAGAAUGCCAAAUUCUUUAUCGUCAAGUCAUUUAGUGAAGACAAUGUCCACAGAAGCAUCAAGUAUAAUGUCUGGGCCAGCACGCCGCAUGGCAACAAAAAACUUGAUACUGCUUAUAGAGAUGCUGAGAAGAUGGGUGGAAAAUGCCCAAUCUUUCUGUUCUUUUCGGUAAAUGCAAGUGGACAAUUCUGUGGAGUGUCGGAAAUGGUCGGACCUGUAGAUUUUGAAAGGGACGCUGGUUACUGGCAGCAAGACCGGUGGAGUGGGCAGUUCCCAGUGAAAUGGCAUAUUUUGAAAGAUGUACCGAAUAACCGGUUUUCUCAUAUUCUUUUACAAAACAAUGACAACAAGCCGGUAACGCACAGCCGAGACUCUCAGGAGGUGAAGCUGCGUCAGGGGAUUGAGAUGCUGAGAAUAUUCAAAGAAUACGAGGCACACACAUCUAUCCUGGAUGAUUUUAGCUACUAUGAUGAGAGAGAGAGGCAAAAGGUGGGAGAGGAUGGCGGGAGGAAAGAAGACGGGGGAGAAGAGACCUCCUCUUCUGUGGAACAGUUAUCAGAGCGUCUUCAAGCUGUCACAGUAGAAGAUGGAAAGGAAGGGGGAAAAGAAGACUUGAAGGAGAAGACUUGAUAUAACUGAUUGAUGCAGUAAUAGUAAGUAGAAGCAUUCUUUUUGGUAAACAAGUUGGAAGGGGUUCUCUGUUUCUCUUCUUUUUUUUUGGGUGGGGGCUAUAUACUGAAAUGUCCAAAAAAUUACAAAUCCAAUUCCUUGUAACUUUUGUAGCAUUAUGUUUUUUUUUUCUAUCA
Raphanus sativus (radish) is the source of this 1844-nucleotide messenger RNA. RefSeq names its product YTH domain-containing protein ECT2. Gene Ontology annotation, biological process: mRNA destabilization. Gene Ontology annotation, cellular component: cytoplasm. The transcript is spliced from 7 exons. Lineage: Eukaryota; Viridiplantae; Streptophyta; Magnoliopsida; Brassicales; Brassicaceae. The record is from RefSeq and is a predicted model, not a curated record. The coding region runs from base 79 to 1668 and encodes 529 amino acids. Gene Ontology annotation, molecular function: mRNA binding.